AGUUGCUGCUGAGUAGGUCAGACCCAAGCUGAAGCUGAGCUGGGGUUUGAAAGAGGGUGUUCUCCUGUGUUACUUGCUGGAUGUAAUGACUCAGAUGCAGAAAGCAGACAGGUAGGAGGGGUUGGAUGGCUGGGCAGCUCAUAGGGUGUCGAUACCAGCUUCUUGGGUAAAUUGUGUGAAUCGGGGAAUUUGGAACCUGAUCUCCCUCUGCCCAGGUGAUGAACUAGUCACUAUGCUUGAGCUGUUCUGGAAUCUUUCAGGACUAUCCUUUGUACACCAUUGCUUCAUGGCCAGAAAUAGAUAACUUUCUGAUUGCAAAGGUCACCUGGCCCUUGUUGUCUAAAUUCACUCCUGGCGGAUUUAAUAACUUCUCAUUUAGGUGCCUUCUUCUACUCUAUUUAGUUUGGGCGGCUGCUUUGUCAUUCUGGAAGGCUGUGCGUCUGAUAAAGUACUUCUUCCUUGUCAUCUGAUCUUACAGAAGUUUAUGGCUGUACAUAUCUUUGUAAAUAUACUCAUACCUUUUUUGUAGCUGAGGACUUCACUGCAUAGAGAGACUCCUAGACGCGUUUCAAGAUCGUUGUGAACUGAUACAGCUUCAGGCUUUACUGUAAGAGGAAGGCUUUACUGUAAGAGGAAGGUCUCAAGCCCUCCAAUCUCAGCAUGUUGCUUGCUUUGUAUCAGUGUGACUUCUGUGCUUCUUGGAUUUGAAAGACCCACCUGUUGUUAACAAGACAACUGCUGAAACAUGGUGGAUUACUAUGAAGUUCUGGGAGUGCAGAAGCAUGCCUCAGCAGAAGAUAUUAAAAAAGCGUACCAUAAAUUGGCAUUAAAAUGGCACCCUGAUAAGAAUCCAGAAAAUAAAGAGGAAGCAGAGCAACAAUUUAAACAAGUAGCCGAGGCCUAUGAAGUUUUGUCAGAUGCUAAAAAACGUGACAUCUAUGACAGAUUUGGAAAAGAAGGCUUAAUAAAUGGAGGAGGAGGUGGAAGUCAUCAUGAUAAUCCAUUUGAAUUUGGAUUUACAUUCCGUAACCCAGAUGAUGUCUUUAGGGAGUUUUUUGGUGGAAGGGACCCUUUUUCAUUUGACUUCUUCGAAGAUCCUUUUGAGGACUUCUUCGGGGGCAGACGGGGUCCAAGGGGAAGCAGAAGCAGAGCUGGUGGAUCAUUUUUAUCUGCUUUUGGUGGAUUCCCUGCUUUUGGAAAUGCUUUUCCUUCAUUUGACACAGGUUUUACUUCAUUUGGUUCUCUGGGACAUGGAGGCCUUACUUCGUUCUCCUCUACGUCAUUUGGUGGAAGUGGGAUGGGAAACUUCAAAUCAGUAUCAACCUCAACUAAAAUAGUUAACGGCAGAAAAAUUACUACAAAGAGAAUUGUUGAGAAUGGACAAGAGAGAGUAGAAGUUGAAGAAGAUGGCCAGUUAAGGUCGCUAACAAUAAAUGGUGAGGCAAACGAAGAAGCCUUUGCUGAGGAGUGCCGACGGAGAGGACAGCACGCCCUGCCCUUCCAGCCCACCAACACUCGCCUGCUGAAGCCACACAAGCCUGCCAGUUCCCCCAGAUAUGCCUAUCAUUACAAUAGCGAUGAGGUGGAAGAGCAAGAAAAAAGCCGGGUUGCAAGCAGCUUGGAGACCCCCUUUUAUUUAUCAGGAUACAAAGAAGGCAGCAAGAGGAGGAAGCAGAAGCAGAGAGAGGAACAGAAGAAGAAGAAGUCAACCAAAGGGAGUUACUAAAAUGGACAUCUCUGCUAUGCCAAUCCCUUUAUUAAAACGGCAACUUACGUUACAUUUGAGCACACCUCUUCUGUGUAUAUUUUUCGAUUGUUCACACUGCUAGUAAGGAAGUGACUCAUGUUUAAGACUGUACUAAAAUUGCACUAUAUUAUUCUUUUUAGUUUUCACGGAGUGGCUUUCUUGCCAGUCAGGUUAAGGAGUUUGGACGGGGCUGAUCGUGGUUAGAAGUGUGUUAUGUUUGAAGAUCGGAGACUAUUACAGAAUCUCUUACCUCUUCCUUCCCUGGGACUGAAGUUCCCCUCGUCCAGCAUUAAUUUGUUUUGUGGGAUGCAGAGGGUUGUGCAAACGCCUGUUUAUUCAGUCACCCCAGCAUCACCAGCAGGCUUGCUGAAAGAAGAGUUAAGCACCAACCCUGUUCCCUCUGUCACUGGGGGUAGGACUAAGACGUGAGCUCUCUCAUAUGGUAAUUUAUGCAAACUUAAUAAAUGACUUCAAUGUUUUUUAAUUUUUACCACCCAAGCUGGGCAGCAAAGGUUUGUCCCUGCUGUCAGAAUGAUCCUUCAUUUUAAAGCGUGUGAUGAAGUUACAUCCUUUGGUUUUAACCAACUUGGCGUAAUGAUGGUCUGUAAGCACUCCUGCUGAUUUCUGCAACUGUGGUUGACUCCCAAUGAAUCAUUUAGUGAAAUCAUUCCUUAUUUUAAAAUUUUGCUUUCAGAAACUAGAGACAAAUGACCUAAGUGCCACUUUACAACUGCUCUUCCUGCUGAGUAGAUUUUAGAUAAUGAACGUAUUUCAGAAUCCAUGUAAGAUUUUAUCAGGUUGUUUCUGCACAGAACUCACAUCUUUAUGUAUGAAAGCGUUCUGUGCCACUUUUAUUGCAGGAUUUUUUUUUUUUUUUUUUAAUUUGAAAACGUGUCUUCAGUUUAAAGGAAAUCUGUAUUUUCUGCCUAGGUUACUUCCUUGCUUCCCAUAAUUCUCUCAUGUGCAUGAUACAUUGCUUCCCUUAACCUUCUCGUUUGUACAGAGCCCUUCUGUUGCCUUAAGCAUUUACCUGCAUGUUUCCUGUCGAUACGUUGCCUCUCUUCUUAACCUCCAGGCAGGAGUUACCAGCCCAUGGUUUUGUGUUGUUCCUUGUGUCUUCCUCUCGCCAAUGCGCUGUUGAUGUAACAGACUUAAACCUGGCAAUAUUGAAAGUCUGCAGUUCCUGGAGAAACUCACUCAUCCUAAUAGAGCAAUGCAUAUAAUGGUGUAAGGAAGGAGCUAAACGGAAAAAUCAAGUCUGCAUUAUAGCGUGGUUUGAUAUAACAAAUUCUGUGUCUGGUAUCUGAGCAGUUUAGCUUCAAAUACAUGACGUAAUGUAACGCAAACAUAUAACCAUACUGAACUGUUAGGGUAUUUAAAUUAAGCUCAAUAUGAAAUAAGCCUGAGUACCAGUUUUCUGUCACUUAAGUAUCACUCUUUCAUUUUGUGCAGUGUUACUAAUAUUUAAAAAUAAAGAAAAUUCUCCUUUA
Messenger RNA from Gallus gallus (chicken), 3237 nucleotides. RefSeq names its product DnaJ heat shock protein family (Hsp40) member B6 (gene DNAJB6). The coding region runs from base 746 to 1726 and encodes 326 amino acids. Gene Ontology annotation, biological process: protein refolding; positive regulation of proteasomal ubiquitin-dependent protein catabolic process. Lineage: Eukaryota; Metazoa; Chordata; Aves; Galliformes; Phasianidae. The record is from RefSeq and is a predicted model, not a curated record. Gene Ontology annotation, molecular function: protein folding chaperone; Hsp70 protein binding; ATPase activator activity. The transcript has 10 exons. Gene Ontology annotation, cellular component: nucleus; endoplasmic reticulum membrane; cytosol.